CUCUUUGAGCUUUGAUCACGUUUUUAUUCUCUCUGCAGGCAUGGCUCGCAGCCUUCACGGAUUUCUUAAGGGAUCAUGCUAUAGUUCGCGGCGGGUAUCAGCUCAUUGGGUGUCGCAUUAAGCCAGGUCCGACCACAGCAAAUCUCACAAUUUGUUCGUGUGCUCUCACCUACAUCAUUACUGCAAUUUGCCAGAUGUUUUCAACUGGCAUUCUAGGCGUGCUGUUGUUUUACAUGAAAGUCACCAACGCCGAAGAGGAGCUCUAUUUUCCAAAAUAUGCAAAACUCUUCAACUUCUAUCCCUUUGCACUGGGAAUGCUGCCUGUUCGACAAAUGUGGAGCUUGAUCUACUUCAUGUUUGUGGCCCUAUUGUCGACAUCUUACACUAUAGUGAAUAUGGCGGUGCUUGAAGAAAGCAUAUACGACAACUUCCCAGUAGUGUUGCGGUACCGAAGCUAUGUCAAAGUUGCAAUAUGCACUCUUGGAUUUCUAAUUGGAAUCCUUACUGACCUUAUGGUUGACAACGAAUCGAGCGCUUAUGAAGACGAGCCUGUACUGAGGAUUGCACAGCGACUGACAAUCAUUAUUUUAUUGACCCUCACAAUCAGCGUUGGGUAA
This is a messenger RNA of Diprion similis, 617 nucleotides long. RefSeq names its product sodium- and chloride-dependent glycine transporter 1-like. Lineage: Eukaryota; Metazoa; Arthropoda; Insecta; Hymenoptera; Diprionidae. The transcript is spliced from 4 exons. Gene Ontology annotation, cellular component: membrane. The record is from RefSeq and is a predicted model, not a curated record. The coding region runs from base 195 to 617 and encodes 140 amino acids.